CCUGCUACCAAGAGUCGACCUACAUUACCCUACACACAAAAGAGGAGCACAGCUGCAACAACUGUUCAGAAAAAAUUAAAUUAAUCACAGGCAAAAGCAUUUAAAUACAGAAAAAAUGGCAGCAAAAGUAGCAAAUGCCCCAAACAAAGUAUUCCAAAAUCACGAUGAUGUUCACAUUUCAUUUGAAGAUCAACAGAAAAUCAAUAAAUUUGCCAAACACAAUGCCCGCAUGGAUGAGCUGAAAGUUGAAUUGGAAAUGAAAAAGAAUGAUUUGAAAAGUGUGGAAGAGGCUUUGGAGGAAAUUGAACUGUUCGAUGAAGAUGAAGAGAUCCCCUUCCUGUUCGGCGAAGUUUUCCUGUCACACAAAUUGACAAGGACACAGGAACUUUUGCAAGAGACCAAAGAACAAACAUUGAAAGAAAUUGCUGCCAUCGAAGCCAAAGCAAACGAUAUUAAGGCCGAAAUGAAUGAACUCAAAGCUCAGUUGUAUCAACGUUUUGGCAGCAACAUUUCAUUGGAAAGCGAUGAUUAAAUAGUUGUUAAAAAUAUAGUUGAUAUCUCUCUGUGUGUAUCUCUGGCAUUUUUUGCACCGGCUGCGAACAAUUCAAAAAUAAAAUAUUUAUAAAAUAAUACAAAAGUA
This is a messenger RNA of Musca domestica (house fly), 640 nucleotides long. It is a transcript of the gene Pfdn4, whose product is annotated as probable prefoldin subunit 4. Gene Ontology annotation, biological process: protein folding. The transcript has 3 exons. The record is from RefSeq and is a predicted model, not a curated record. Lineage: Eukaryota; Metazoa; Arthropoda; Insecta; Diptera; Muscidae. Gene Ontology annotation, cellular component: cytoplasm; prefoldin complex. The coding region runs from base 116 to 532 and encodes 138 amino acids.